Molecule: messenger RNA, 2409 nt
Organism: Procambarus clarkii (red swamp crayfish)
Lineage: Eukaryota; Metazoa; Arthropoda; Malacostraca; Decapoda; Cambaridae
Source: RefSeq, a predicted model, not a curated record
AUGGCCUUCAGCCUCGUCCUGCUCAAACGGCAAUCCCUGUGGGCCCCUUUGGUGGGAGAGCGUCAGGACUUGGGUUCCCUUGACGAUAACCAGAACGACUGCUUCAAUUUAUAUUGUGUUCCUUUCUCAUCCAUACCGCCCUCUCGUUCAUCCGGCCGCCCUCUCGUUCAUCCGGCCGCCCUCUCGUUCAUCCGGCCGCCCUCUCGUUCGUCCGGCCGCCCUCUCGUUCGUCCGGCCGCCCUCUCGUUCGUCCGGCCGCCCUCUCGUUCGUCCGGCCGCCCUCUCGUUCAUCCGGCCGCCCUCUCGUUCAUCCGGCCGCCCUCUCGUUCGUCCGGCCGCCCUCUCGUUCGUCCGGCCGCCCUCUCGUUCGUCCGGCCGCCCUCUCGUUCGUCCGGCCGCCCUCUCGUUCGUCCGGCCGCCCUCUCGUUCGUCCGGCCGCCCUCUCGUUCAUCCGGCCGCCCUCUCGUUCAACCGGCCGGUCAUCCGACCUCCCACCAGCUUUACCAAUCAUCAGCCUAUACGCCCGCGUGCUUGCCCGUCCAUUCCCGACUCCUCCGGCCCGUCAACCUACCCACCCGUUUAUCAACAGACCCCACUUCUGCAUUCGUCUUAUCUGUCUGCUCGUCCAUCCACCCGUCAGUGAACAUUAUCUCCGUCAUGCGAAAAGUCCGGGGAACCGAUCAGCGCCCUUGGUCAAGAAGUCCGGGGAACCGAUCAGCGCCCUUGGUCCAGAAGUCCGGGGAACCGAUCAGCGCCCUUGGUCCAGAAGUCCGGGGAACCGAUCAGCGCCCUUGGUCAAGAAGUCCGGGGAACCGAUCAGCGCCCUUGGUCAAGAAGUCCGGGGAACCGAUCAGCGCCCUUGGUCAAGAAGUCCGGGGAACCGAUCAGCGCCCUUGGUCAAGAAGUCCGGGGAACCGAUCAGCGCCCUUGGUCAAGAAGUCCGGGGAACCGAUCAGCGCCCUUGGUCAAGAAGUCCGGGGAACCGAUCAGCGCCCUUGGUCAAUUAGUCCGGGGAACCGAUCAGCGCCCUUGGUCAAGAAGUCCGGGGAACCGAUCAGCGCCCUUGGUCAAGAAGUCCGGGGAACCGAUCAGCGCCCUUGGUCAAGAAGUCCGGGGAACCGAUCAGCGCCCUUGGUCAAGAAGUCCGGGGAACCGAUCAGCGCCCUUGGUCAAGAAGUCCGGGGAACCGAUCAGCGCCCUUGGUCAAGAAGUCCGGGGAACCGAUCAGCGCCCUUGGUCAAGAAGUCCGGGGAACCGAUCAGCGCCCUUGGUCAACAAGUCCGGGGAACCGAUCAGCGCCCUUGGUCAAGAAGUCCGGGGAACCGAUCAGCGCCCUUGGUCAAGAAGUCCGGGGAACCAAUCAGCGCCCUUGGUCAAGAAGUCCGGGGAACCGAUCAGCGCCCUUGGUCAAGAAGUCCGGGGAACCGAUCAGCGCCCUUGGUCAAGAAGUCCGGGGAACCAAUCAGCGCCCUUGGUCAAGAAGUCCGGGGAACCGAUCAGCGCCCUUGGUCAAGAAGUCCGGGGAACCGAUCAGCGCCCUUGGUCAAGAAGUCCGGGGAACCGAUCAGCGCCCUUGGUCAAGAAGUCCGGGGAACCGAUCAGCGCCCUUGGUCAAGAAGUCCGGGGAACCGAUCAGCGCCUUUGGUCAAGAAGUCCGGGGAACCGAUCAGCGCCCUUGGUCAAGAAGUCCGGGGAACCAAUCAGCGCCCUUGGUCAAGAAGUCCGGGGAACCGAUCAGCGCCCUUGGUCAAGAAGUCCGGGGAACCGAUCAGCGCCCUUGGUCAAGAAGUCCGGGGAACCGAUCAGCGCCCUUGGUCAAGAAGUCCGGGGAACCGAUCAGCGCCCUUGGUCAAGAAGUCCGGGGAACCGAUCAGCGCCCUUGGUCAAGAAGUCCGGGGAACCGAUCAGCGCCCUUGGUCAAGAAGUCCGGGGAACCGAUCAGCGCCCUUGGUCAAGAAGUCCGGGGAACCGAUCAGCGCCCUUGGUCAAGAAGUCCGGGGAACCGAUCAGCGCCCUUGGUCAAGAAGUCCGGGGAACCGAUCAGCGCCCUUGGUCAAGAAGUCCGGGGAACCGAUCAGCGCCCUUGGUCAACAAGUCCGGGGAACCGAUCAGCGCCCUUGGUCAAGAAGUCCGGGGAACCGAUCAGCGCCCUUGGUCAAGAAGUCCGGGGAACCGAUCAGCGCCCUUGGUCAAGAAGUCCGGGGAACCGAUCAGCGCCCUUGGUCAAGAAGUCCGGGGAACCGAUCAGCGCCCUUGGUCAAGAAGUCCGGGGAACCGAUCAGCGCCCUUGGUCAAGAAGUCCGGGGAACCGAUCAGCGCCCUUGGUCAAGAAGUCCGGGGAACCGAUCAGCGCCCUUGGUCAAGAAAGGAAGAGCCACAUUGUGUUUUGUGGCUCACAAACAAAACUAA